AAGCUCUGAAUUCAGCUCUCAUUUUCUCUCGUCUUUUCCCCUUCAACCCCCAGUCUUAAUCCUCAAUAUCUACUACUCCCUUAACCUAAGAAUACCAACAAACAACAACCCUACACACACACACACACAUAUAUAUAUAUAUAUAUAUAUAUAUAUAUAUAUAUAUAAACAUACAUUGAUCAAACAGUGCCUAGCUGCAUUACAAACAAGUAGUAAAAGGAAAUAAUGAAUUACAUGUUCAGAAAUCAAGAAUGGAGCAGCGGUUGCGAGUCAGGUUGGACUCUUUACUUGCAACAGUCUUCGAUUUCCACUGACGAAUCGCCGACCAAGAGAUCGAAUGAAGACGAAGAUCUGUCUAUGGUGUCGGACGCCUCGUCCGGGCCGCCGCAGCUGCAUGAGGAAGAAAACGACAAAAACGACUGCUUCUUUAACUAUAACUACACUACCACCGUUACCAAACCCUUGUCCAAAACCAGAGAAAAUCGAUGUCGGAAAAAGGUGCAGGACCUCGACGACACUGCUAGCUCCCAGCUUUACAAUAAAGCAAGAAGCCAGACAUCGGUGGAGAAUAUUAAUGUGGUGGAAAUGGAAUAUUCAGAAGGCUACUCCUCAACUCAAUUUGAAGUGAGGCCUGCAUAUCAGGAGGAGCAUUAUCAACUGCAGCAGCAAAACCAGUGGUUUGAAAUUGAAGGUAAAAGGUGGUGAAGAAAUGAAACAACAUUCAUCAAAUUGUCCUAUGUUAGCUGCUGUAAUAAUGUUGAAAAAAAGCUAUGUUUUUAAAAUGGUGAAAUUGAAUCUCAAAAAGGGGGUUUUGUUUCCCUUUCUCCUCUUCUUCCAUCUCUUUUUGUAGCUGUAACGCAAGUGGGAAACAGCUUCAGAGAGAAAAAGAGAAGAGAUAAGAAAAUUUCAUUCUCAGCUA
This is a messenger RNA of Salvia splendens (bonfire salvia), 919 nucleotides long. Its product is annotated as protein SOB FIVE-LIKE 5-like. The record is from RefSeq and is a predicted model, not a curated record. Lineage: Eukaryota; Viridiplantae; Streptophyta; Magnoliopsida; Lamiales; Lamiaceae. The transcript has 4 exons. Bases 226 to 705 code for a protein of 159 amino acids. Gene Ontology annotation, biological process: cytokinin biosynthetic process.